This is a messenger RNA of Tarenaya hassleriana, 2524 nucleotides long. Its product is annotated as succinate dehydrogenase [ubiquinone] flavoprotein subunit 1, mitochondrial. Lineage: Eukaryota; Viridiplantae; Streptophyta; Magnoliopsida; Brassicales; Cleomaceae. The transcript has 16 exons. Gene Ontology annotation, molecular function: electron transfer activity; flavin adenine dinucleotide binding; succinate dehydrogenase (quinone) activity. The record is from RefSeq and is a predicted model, not a curated record. The coding region runs from base 255 to 2156 and encodes 633 amino acids. Gene Ontology annotation, biological process: mitochondrial electron transport, succinate to ubiquinone; tricarboxylic acid cycle.
GCAAAUUGCGGGAGCGUCGGAAAGAGAAUUGGGAAAACAGUAAUUAUCCAUGGACAGUAGGGGUAUUCGUGGCAUUUAAAAAAUAAUGAGACACCCAAAGCCAUUCGUGACCUCCAGGCGCGUGCCGGUUUUCCCUUUUCGAGCAUAUUUCUUCACUUUUGUUUCGUCGGGAAAAGUUCGUUCUUGUGAGUUUAUUUCCCGGCGUUUGAUCGAGAAAGGAUUCGGAUAAGAAUCAGUGAAGGAAGAAGAAGAAGAUGUGGCGCUGCGUUUCUCGUGGCCUUCGUGUUCCUUCUUCGAGGACAUCGUUCUUCAAUGACCAUUCUGGAUCUCGGUUUUCCAGAUUCUUUUCCACCGGUUCGACCGAGGGGAGAUCCUCGUACACGAUUGUGGAUCAUACAUAUGAUGCGGUCGUCGUCGGAGCUGGUGGUGCUGGUCUUAGGGCGGCGAUUGGAUUGUCGGAGCAUGGAUUUAACACCGCUUGCAUUACCAAGCUUUUUCCGACUCGUUCACACACCGUCGCUGCCCAGGGUGGCAUAAACGCUGCAUUGGGAAAUAUGACAGAAGAUGACUGGCGGUGGCACAUGUAUGACACUGUGAAAGGAAGUGACUGGCUAGGUGACCAAGAUGCCAUCCAGUAUAUGUGUAGAGAGGCACCAAAAGCAGUUAUUGAGCUUGAGAAUUAUGGGCUGCCAUUUUCUAGGACUGAAGACGGUAAAAUUUAUCAGCGUGCAUUUGGUGGUCAGAGUCUUGACUUUGGAAAAGGUGGUCAGGCGUAUCGUUGCGCAUGUGCUGCGGAUAGGACUGGGCAUGCUCUUUUGCAUACUCUCUAUGGCCAAGCUAUGAAGCAUAACACCCAGUUUUUUGUUGAAUAUUUCGCUUUGGAUUUACUGAUGAAUAGUGAUGGCAGCUGCCACGGUGUAAUCGCGCUGAACAUGGAGGAUGGAACAUUGCAUCGGUUCCGUGCUGCACAGACAAUUUUGGCCACUGGGGGCUAUGGUAGAACAUACUUUUCUGCAACCUCGGCGCACACAUGCACCGGAGAUGGCAAUGCCAUGGUUGCACGUGCUGGACUUCCUCUCCAGGAUUUAGAGUUUGUUCAAUUCCAUCCAACGGGCAUUUAUGGAGCGGGAUGUCUCAUCACUGAAGGGUCUCGAGGCGAGGGCGGUAUUCUUAGAAAUAGUGAAGGUGAACGUUUUAUGGAACGAUAUGCUCCUACUGCCAAGGAUCUUGCUUCGAGAGAUGUUGUCUCCAGAUCUAUGACAAUGGAAAUUAGGGAAGGUCGUGGCGUAGGACCGCUAAAGGAUCACAUCUAUCUUCAUUUGAACCAUCUUCCACCAGAAGUCCUAAAAGAAAGACUUCCUGGUAUCUCUGAGACUGCUGCCAUCUUUGCCGGUGUUGAUGUUACCAAAGAACCAAUUCCUGUCUUGCCGACCGUACAUUACAACAUGGGUGGUAUCCCUACAAAUCACCACGGUGAGGUGGUUACCAUUGAAGGCAAUGAUCCAGAUGCCGUGAUUCCAGGACUAAUGGCUGCUGGGGAGGCAGCCUGCGCUUCUGUUCAUGGAGCUAAUCGGCUUGGUGCAAAUUCACUGCUCGACAUUGUUGUCUUUGGCCGUGCUUGUGCAAAUAGGGUUGCAGAGAUACAGAAGCCAGGGGAGAAACAGAAACCUCUUGAGAAGGAUGCGGGUGAGAAAACUAUCGCAUGGCUGGACAAAAUAAGGAACUCCAACGGGUCGCUUCCUACUUCUGAGAUCCGAUUGAACAUGCAGCGAGUGAUGCAGAACAAUGCAGCUGUCUUCCGAACACAAGAGACUCUAGAAGAAGGUUGUCACUUGAUCGACCAAUCAUGGGAGAGCUAUGGUGAUGUUCGGGUGAAGGAUCGGAGUUUGAUAUGGAACUCUGAUUUGAUCGAGACUGUAGAGUUGGAAAACCUUCUGAUAAACGCAUGCAUCACCAUGCAUUCUGCUGAAGCCCGAAAAGAGAGCAGAGGAGCACAUGCUCGGGAAGAUUUCACGAAAAGAGAUGAUGAGAACUGGAUGAAGCAUACAUUGGGGUACUGGGAAGAAGGAAAGGUCCGGCUGGACUACAGGCCAGUUCACAUGAACACUCUUGACAACGAAGUCGAGACUUUCCCGCCAAAAGCUCGUGUCUACUGAUCUGAAGAGCCUUGAAGCCAAUGCCAUGACGCAGGUAACGAGCCAAUCUCCAAUAAUAUAGUUCGCGAGGAAGAGAAAAACAAUACGAGAAAGAAACCAGGAUCGCAGGAAGUGUUGUGUGGUGUCUUUUGGUCUUUGAGGGAGCAUGAAAUCAAAAGGAAGCGUUUGAUUGGGGCUUAGGAAUAAAUUUAAUUUUAUUAUGGGAGCAUUUAAUGUUACUAAUAAAAAUUUUAUAAAACUUGCAAUUAAAUGAGAGAGAGGAACGAUAUACGGCCGUUUCCCUCCUGCCGGCCGGCCCACUACGAUUUCAUGGGGAACGAUAUACGGAUUGGGCCUCAGAAAAUUAUAAUGGGCUUAUUAUUAUGAUA